UGACUUUUGUGAUUUUUCUGUGCCGUUACAAGCGGGAUGAUAGCUGCCUUAAUAAUGGCCGGGUGGUUAACAAUACUGACUUGCCACGUGCUUUAAGUUUGAUGCUUUUCUUAAUUGCUCCUUAUUGUGGCUCUCAACUCUCUAAAUUUCAAAUUCUAAAGCAAAAAUCUCUGGUUUUACAAACUAAUGGACUUUUAUGUUUUUAUGUUAAUGGGUGCCAACAUACUUCUUAUCUUCUCAGGAUUCUCCAACAGUAUUGCAGCUGAUACCAUCACUCAAUCCCAGUCCAUCAGUGAAGGCAGGACCUUGGUUUCCAAAGAUGGAAGCUUUGAACUGGGAUUCUUCAGUCCAGGCGGGAGUUCUGACUACCGUUACUUGGGAAUUUGGUACAAGAAUAUCCCAGUUAGAACUGUUGUUUGGGUAGCAAAUCGACACAAACCAAUCAAAGACUUGUCUGGUGCGUUGAUGAUAAACAACAGAUCAAAAAAUCUUGUUCUGCUCAGCCAGAAUACUAGUGUUGUUGUCUGGUCGGCAAAUUCGACAAAAGAAGCUUCCAGUCCAAUUGCACAGCUUUUAGAUGAUGGAAAUCUUGUUCUAAGAGAUGGGAAAGAUGAAAAUCCAGAAAACUAUUUGUGGCAGAGCUUUGACUAUCCUUGUGAUACUCUGUUACCGGGGAUGAAGCUUGGAUGGGACUUGAAGAAAGGUCUUGACCGGCGUUUAUCCGCAUGGAAGAACAUGGAUGACCCAUCUCCUGGAGAUUUCACCUGGGGAAUACAACUAACUAACUACCCUGAAGCAGUUAUGUGGAAGGGCUCGGAGAAAUUCUACAGGAGUGGCCCAUGGAAUGGCCUUCGAUUCAGUGGCGCACCAGAGUUAAAGGCCAACCCAGUUUUUGAGUUCAAAUUUGUUUCCAAUGAGAAUGAGGUAUUCUACACAUACCAACUCAUAAAUAAAUCAGUAAUCACAAGAAUGGUUAUGAACCAGACCAACUACUCCCGUCAACGCUUCAUAUGGAUCGAAGCAGAUUCAAGAUGGAGCCCGUAUGCAUCUGUGCCAAGAGACAAUUGUGACAGUUACAACCUUUGUGGUGCCUAUGGAAAUUGUAUUAUCGGUGAGUCACCCGUCUGUCAAUGUUUGAAAGGCUUCCGGUCUAAAUCACCAGAAACAUGGAACCCAGAGGAAUGGUCUCAAGGAUGUGUGCGCACUACUCAGUUGAGCUGCCAAGAUGAAGAUACUACAGAUGGGUUUAUUAAAUUUUCUGGGCUCAAAUUGCCGGAUACUACAAACUCUUGGGUCAACAGAAGUAUGAAUCUUAAGGAAUGCAGGAUCAAAUGCUUGAGCAACUGUUCCUGUAUGGCUUAUACAAAUUCAGAUAUCAGAGGAGAAGGUAGUGGCUGCGCCAUCUGGUAUGGCGAUCUAAUCGAUAUCAGACAGAUUCAAGGUGGGCAGGAUCUAUAUAUUCGAAUGCCGGCUUCAGAAUUAGAGGGGGGUGAGCAUAAGAGAAUGGUGGUGAUAGUGAUAUAUGUAGUUGCCUCUGCCAUAGUUUCUGGGAUGCUAGUAAUUGCCUAUUUCAUAUGCAGAAGCAGGACAAAGUUUAGAGAGAAAAUGGAGAGCAAUGUGAGAAUAGAUCAGAGCAUUGAAGAGGGAAAAGAAGACCUGGAGCUCCCCCUCUUUGACCUAGCUACUAUAGCUAAUGCCACCAACAACUUUUCAAUUGACAAUAAGCUUGGGGAAGGUGGUUUUGGAGUUGUAUACAGGGGUACACUAGAAGAUGGACAACAAAUUGCAGUGAAGAGGCUUUCUAGAAGUUCGGGACAAGGAUUGAAUGAGUUCAAAAAUGAAGUUAUAUUGAUCGCCAAACUCCAGCACCGAAAUCUUGUUAGACUUCUUGGUUUUUCCAUUCAAGGAGAGGAGAAAAUGCUAAUCUACGAAUAUAUGACCAACAAGAGCUUGGAUUUCUUCAUUUUUGAUCAAGCAAAAGGUAAAGUUUUGGACUGGUCCAAACGCUUCAAUAUUAUCUGCGGUCUUGCACGUGGGCUUCUCUACCUUCACGAAGAUUCUAGAUUGAGGAUUAUUCAUAGGGAUCUCAAAGCAAGUAACGUGUUACUUGAUAGCGAGAUGAACCCAAAAAUCUCAGAUUUUGGUAUGGCUAAAACCUUCGGAGGAGACCAGACCGAAGGAAAUACAAAUAGAGUUGUUGGAACCUAUGGUUAUAUGGCACCCGAGUAUGCCAUUGAUGGGCUUUUCUCAGUAAAGUCCGAUGUCUUUAGCUUUGGGAUAUUAUUGCUGGAGAUAGUAAGUGGAAAGAAAAAUCGGGGGUUUCACAAUCCAGACCACAGUCUUAACCUUAUUGGACAUGCAUGGAAAUUGUGGCAAGAAGGCAGACCAUUAGAACUGAUUGAUACAUGUUUAGAGGACUCCUGCACUGCAUCACAGAUAUUGCAUUGCAUCCAUGUCAGUCUCUUAUGUGUGCAGCUGCAUCCUGAGGAUAGGCCAAGCAUGUCGUCUGUGGUUAUGAUGUUGGCAAGUGAGAGCUCAUUGCCUGAACCUAAAGAACCUGGUUUCAUUUUGGGAAAAAAUUCACUCAAGCUCGACCAAUUCUCUUCAACAAAUGAGAUAACUGUUACGAGGUUAGAGGCUCGAUAGUAAAUCAUUCUAGUAUUUGUAUUGUACUCUGCAUAUUCUAUAAACAAUAUUGUUCAUCUGUAAAUUUGAACUUCACUGUUAUUUGGUUUACUUUUUGACAUGCUUCA
This is a messenger RNA of Corylus avellana, 2753 nucleotides long. RefSeq names its product G-type lectin S-receptor-like serine/threonine-protein kinase At4g27290. The record is from RefSeq and is a predicted model, not a curated record. Gene Ontology annotation, biological process: protein phosphorylation; recognition of pollen. Gene Ontology annotation, molecular function: protein serine/threonine kinase activity; ATP binding. Lineage: Eukaryota; Viridiplantae; Streptophyta; Magnoliopsida; Fagales; Betulaceae.